Molecule: messenger RNA, 342 nt
Organism: Sporisorium graminicola
Lineage: Eukaryota; Fungi; Basidiomycota; Ustilaginomycetes; Ustilaginales; Ustilaginaceae
Exons: 1
Coding region: 1-342 (113 amino acids)
Cellular component (GO): mitochondrion
Source: RefSeq, a predicted model, not a curated record
AUGUCGGGUUCCGUCUCAAGAGCGGCUCGCGCCGACCUCAAAUCGGGUAAGCUCACUCUUGAGCAUUUCCUUAUGCGAGGGCGUACGCUUUCGCUCUACCGCAAGUACCUUCGCGCGACUCGGGACAUUCCCAAUCCACUGGCACGCUGGGAGACGAUCCAGUUCUUCCGUGACGACGUCCACCGCUUCCGCCAUGAGACCGAUCUGGAACGCAUCAAGGAUCUCCUGAUACAAGGCAAUCGCUUCCUCAAACAGAUGCAGGGCCAAAUGACCUUGGCUGGCGCUUCGGCCGACGGCAGCACCAACAAACUUCGCGGCACACGGCAGCUCAGCUCUCAAUAA